GAGCAUUACUUUUGUAACAAAAACAAUCGGUCUGCACGUGCGUGAUCGCAAACGCGCCAUUGAUCUAGGAAUUGGGGCAUAUUUCUACGCGAAAAUCAGAGCAAUCCGACUCUGUACCGAAUAUCACAAAACCGAUUUUUUAUGUAUGACGAUGUGGUGUCUUUGCUCCUUAUCAGAUUGCCCCAACCAGUGAACCCGGCAAAUUUUUUGUUCGAUAAUGAGGGGAAUUUGGCGCGCAUUUUCGAGUCACGUGCAGAGGAAUGAGAGUGGGAUAAAAUCGUACACAAACUGCGCACCUGUAAAAAUCAGCUGGUCAUCUCAACCUCCAAGUAUAAGCAGAGAAUCGACGUCAUUCUCGGAGAAAGUUGUAACUCGUGUGUUCGGUGUGACAGUUUAAAAUAGAAUUUCAAUGAAGUCGAUUUCCUCGCUUUAGCAGUAAUUAUGAGCGAGUCGUUUAAAAAUCGCGUUUACUACGCUGCUAGGGAUGGCAUGGCGAUAACGCUCUACACUUUGUUAAGUGAUAAAAAUGGAAUUGAAGUGACUAAACUUUUGAAUAAUUCUGUUGUCGAAGAUGAAGGUCAACAUUGUACACCUCUCAUUAUUGCCGCAAGGUAUGGUCAUGAUAAGGUGGUCAAAAUGUUGUUGUCCAAAUUUAGUCCCGAUUUGGAGCAAGAGGGUACUGUUAAAUUUGAUGGUUACGUGAUUGAGGGUGCCAGUGCACUUUGGUGCGCAGCUGGAGCGGGUCAUCUUAAUGUAGUCAAAAUUCUGGUCAAGGCAGGGGCAGAUGUCAACCACCCAACAAAAACAAAUUCGACGCCCCUUAGGGCGGCAUGUUUCGACGGACGACUGGACAUCGUGAAAUAUCUAACAGACCACAGCGCGGAUAUUCACAUCGCCAAUAAAUACAAUAAUACGUGUCUUAUGAUUGCCGCAUAUAAAGGUCACACGGAUGUGGCGUCGUUUUUGUUAGAGCACGGAGCGGAUCCUAACGAAAAGGCCCACUGCGGCGCCACCGCGCUGUAUUUCGCCGCCGAAAGCGGUCAUUUGGAUAUUGUAAAAAAGCUACUGGCGUAUAACGCGAAAUUUAUCGUAAACGAAGUCGGUAUGACCGCCCUCAAGGCGGCGGCUGAGAGAACCAGGGCGGAUAUUGUCGAUUAUUUAGUCGAUCAACCGGAAAUAAGCAAAGAAGAACAGAUAGAAGCUUUGGAACUCCUAGGUGCGUCUUAUGCCAAUGAUAAGGAUAACUAUUGCCUAGAAUUAGCCUAUUUAUACCUACACAGGACUAUGGUGUUAAGAUACAGCGAUCCCGAAAAUAUAAUAAGGAAAAAAUUCAUACCUCCCGUACCUGCAUACGAAAAUUGGAUAGAAUGCCAGACCCUUCCAGAGUUAGAGGCAAUCGCAAGAAAUCAAAACGCUUUACAUAUGGAAGCAUUAACAAUUCGGGAACGAAUAUUGGGCAAACACAAUCCAGAAGUGCCUCAUCCUGUGAUAUUUAGGGGUGCAGUAUUUGCGGAUAAUGCACGAUUCGAUCGAUGUAUAGAGCUUUGGUUGCACGCCUUGGAUUUACGACAGUUAAACAAUAUGUCGGUAGUUAAAGACUUGCUGAGGUUUGCUCAAGUUUUCUCACAAAUGCUUCAUGUUGGAGUCGAAAUAGUCUACAAUCAUGUGAUAAUGGUAUUAAAGGCCGCUGUAAUUGAAUUAGGAAAAAAUAAACAAAAAUUGACCGCUCCUGGAUCAACUGUUCCAGAAUCUCUUGCGGAUGAAAUAGAAGCAAAUUUAACCACUACCUUAUACUUAAUCACCAUACUAACAAAUUUGUUCAAAAAAUGCCCUGGAAAUGAAAAAUUUGAAGUUAGGCGAUUAAUUUUUAGUUUAAACAAAUUGAAUUUAACAAUGAGGGAUGGACAGACAUUACUGCACCUGUCGUGUAAUUCGGAAACGCCCGUUGACGAUUUCCACACGAACGACGUCUGCAAAUUUCCAUGUGCCGAAACGACAAAGCUUUUAAUUCAAUGUGGCGCCGAUGUCAAUGCCAUGGAUGGUGAGCGGAAUACUCCCCUGCACAUAAUCGUACAUUAUCAUAAACCCAUAUCAGACUUUGCUACCUUACAUUCGAUAAUAGUAUGUCUAACAGAAGCAGGUGCACAUAUAGAUAGUGUAAAUAUUCGUGGAGAAACACCUUUAGAUUCUGCCUCGACAGGGGUAGCCGAAAUUAUAUUGAAGGCGCAAGCGAAAUUAAGUUUAAAAUGCAUUGCGGCAAAGGCUGUGAAAUACUUUAACCUUACGUACCAAGGGCAAGUGCCGCACGCUUUAGAAUCGUUUAUCGAGUUACACGGACCAGGUUCAAUAAAACAAGGCUAGUCAAUUCAACAAUUUAUUGUAUCGUACCUACCAUUUGCUUGUAGAUUUGGUGCUAACAAAUUUUGUACUAAUGUAAUAUACCUCUUUGUAAGUAAAA
This is a messenger RNA of Photinus pyralis (common eastern firefly), 2458 nucleotides long. It is a transcript of the gene Fem-1, whose product is annotated as protein fem-1 homolog B. Gene Ontology annotation, molecular function: protein binding. The record is from RefSeq and is a predicted model, not a curated record. The coding region runs from base 442 to 2361 and encodes 639 amino acids. Lineage: Eukaryota; Metazoa; Arthropoda; Insecta; Coleoptera; Lampyridae. The transcript is spliced from 8 exons.